Molecule: messenger RNA, 2242 nt
Organism: Delphinapterus leucas (beluga whale)
Lineage: Eukaryota; Metazoa; Chordata; Mammalia; Artiodactyla; Monodontidae
Source: RefSeq, a predicted model, not a curated record
GCCAAGGAUUCCUGCUCCUUGGGAACAGGCUCAGAAGCUGAGCUCUCAGCGCAGAAGUGUUGUUGCCCGUGGUCGUCACUCGCCAGCACAAAUGCCAAAUUGGGACGGUGGUGCUCAUGGACCCCGGCGAGGACCCUGAGGACACACUGCACACACACCGGUCCCGGGAGAAGACCUUCAUCUUCGACAUCGUGUUCGACCAGCACACCUCCCAGGAAGACGUGUACCUUGCCACCCCCCAGCACUAGUGGAAGGCGUCAUUUCUGGAUACAACGCGACGGUGUUUGCCCACGGCCCCUCAGGUGCUGCCAAAGGCCGGUGUCCCCCGGAGGGAAUGAGGUGCCAGCAAGACCCACACGAUGCUGUGCAUGGAUGCGGGGCCCGGCAUCUACCUGCAGAUGCUCACUGACCUCUUCCAGGCCAUCGAGGAGACCCAUGACAGCACGGACUGCAGCGUGUCCAUGUCUUACCUUGAGACCAUGCAGCUCCUCACCAGAGGCAACUGGCAGCGCACACAGGAGUCCACCGCCACCAGCAAGAUGUCGUCCCACUCCCACGCCAUGCUACAGGUCACUGUGCACCGGCGCAGCCACGGCACAGACGUGGCAGAGGAAGUGCACAUUGGGAGGCUCUCCAUGGUGGACCUGGCGGGCUCGGAGCUGGCGUCUCAGACCCAGAACCGAGGCAAGAGGAUGAAGGAGGGCGCCCCCAUCAACCGCUCCCUGCUGGCGCUGGGCAACUGCGUCAACGCACUCAGCGAGAAGGGUGGCAGCCAGGCGCAGCAUGUGAACUCCCGGGACAGCAAACUCAGGCGCACCUGCUGAAGGUAUGAGCCCCUGGCCAGAGACAGGCGUGGCUGCAGCAUCUGACUGCAUCUUUCAGGAUUUACCUGGGCCUAAGGGCCCUUCCAGAAACCCCUGAAAGCAGGAAAAUCUCUGCUUUAUCUGGCGAAAUCAUCUCUAGUCACUGCUCGAAUCCCCCUCCAUCCCUCUGAGUGUGGUCCAGCCCAUGCUUGCACACUCCCAGGGACAGGAAGCUCACUACCUCACCAAGGCUGCCUGUCUCAUCACAGAUGGUCUGAGAAAAUUCCUCUUCAUACUGAGCUGAAUGCUGUCACCUCUAUUCUACAGCAAGGCAGGGUAUAGGUAAACAGAUAGGCAAAGCAACAAAUAAAUGGCUCUGUGAGUUUGGCCUCUCGGUCUAAUCUACCUGCAUCAGAGUGGAAGUAGGAUGGGGCGGGCCUACAGCAGGUCCAUCUCAGCCUGUGCGUCACCUCCCUGAGCAUUGACCCCUUGGUCCAGCCUCAGCUGCCCUUCUCAGGGUUUGGAGCAGGAACCCCAGAUGGGCUGGUCCAGAGGAGCCCGGGACAGGUAGCGGAGGGAUGGUGCCCCCAGGCAGGUGGGAACCCUGGUUCCCACCAUCCCCAGCUCGCGCCUUCCACUGAGAAGGAUGCCCUGGGAGGGAACAGCCGGACGGUGAUGACUGCCCACAUCAGCCCAGCCAGCACGCACUUCAGGGAGGCGCGGACCACCCUGCUAUAUACAUACCGAGCAGGGAGGUGUGGACACCCUGCUAUACGUGUACCGAGCAGGGAGGCGCGGACACCCUGCUAUACACGUAGAACCAAGAACGUCAAGAGGACGGUGAGCCGCGCCCUCCCACCUUCCCUCACCCGCUCCCUCUGUUACUCUCCCGCCUGCUCACUGAGUCCUACAGCUCUCCCUCCAGAGGCUCUAGGGGAGGGUCCCUCCCAGCUUGCAUGGCUCCUGGCGCUUGGCUUGUGGCCACACCCCUCCAAUCUCUGCUCCGCCUUCCCUUCCUCCUUGUGCUCCUCUCUUUCUCCUCUUUUAUGAGGGCAGUUGGCAUUGAUUUGAGGGCCCUCCCUAAUCUGGGAUGAUCUCAUCUCAAAUCCUUAAUUACAUCUGCAGAGACCCUUUUUUCCAAAUAAGGCCACAUUCACAGGUUUCAGGGAAAGGACUUGUCUCUGCCUGGCACCACUGUAAGCUCUCACUGGGAUCUGAUUUACUUAAUUCUCAGCAACUGGCUCCCUAGGAGGUAGGUCCUACUAUUAUCCCAUCUUACGGAGUGGGCAGCUGAAGCACAGAGAGAUAAAGCAACUUCUCUAACCUACCACAGCAGGGUCAGAGCUGGUGUUGGGGCCCAGGGAGCCUGGCUCCAGAGCCCAUGCCUCACACUGCCAUGCUGUUCUGUCUACACGGCUGUACUCAGUGUAAAGGAUUCA